GUCACGUGGCGCAACAGGGCCGGGCGACGUCAACGCAGCGGGCGGAGCUCUUCCGAGUGCGCGGUGUCUGGGGCCUGUGAGUAGUCGCCCGGCUGUGUAGGGCCUGAGCCGAGCAGCUUCGUGGCAUCAUGGACAACUCCGGGAAGCAGGCUGAGGCAAUGGCGCUGCUGGCUGAGGCGGAGCGCAAGGUGAAGAACUCGCAGUCCUUCUUCUCCGGCCUCUUCGGAGGUUCAUCCAAAAUAGAGGAAGCAUGCGAGAUCUAUGCCAGAGCGGCGAACAUGUUCAAGAUGGCCAAGAACUGGAGCGCUGCUGGGAAUGCUUUCUGCCAGGCUGCCCAGCUGCACCUACAGCUCCAGAGCAAACAUGAUGCAGCCACCUGCUUCGUGGACGCAGGCAAUGCUUUCAAAAAAGCUGACCCUCAAGAGGCCAUUAACUGUCUAAUGAGAGCAAUUGAGAUCUAUACAGACAUGGGCAGAUUCACAAUUGCAGCCAAGCACCACAUCUCCAUUGCUGAGAUCUAUGAGACAGAACUGGUGGAUGUGGAGAAGGCUAUCGCCCACUAUGAGCAGUCUGCAGACUACUACAAAGGCGAAGAGUCCAACAGCUCAGCCAACAAGUGUCUACUGAAGGUGGCUGGCUAUGCUGCACAGCUGGAGCAGUACCAGAAAGCUAUCGACAUCUAUGAGCAGGUAGGGACCAGUGCCAUGGACAGUCCCCUCCUCAAGUACAGCGCCAAAGACUACUUCUUCAAGGCUGCCCUCUGCCACUUCUGCAUCGAUAUGCUCAACGCCAAGCUUGCUGUUCAGAAGUAUGAGGAGCUGUUCCCAGCCUUCACUGAUUCCCGGGAAUGCAAGCUGAUGAAGAAGCUGCUGGAAGCCCAUGAGGAACAGAAUGUGGACAGUUACACAGAAUCGGUGAAGGAAUAUGACUCCAUCUCAAGGCUGGACCAGUGGCUCACCACCAUGCUGCUGCGCAUCAAGAAGACCAUCCAGGGUGACGAGGAGGACCUGCGCUAGGCCUCCAGCCACUGCUUUCCACCCAUCUGUCAGUAGAGAGGUGGGGCCCAACAUCUCCCACAGGAGUUUGAAGGCCGAGUGGGUGCAACGCGGGCCACAUCCUCCAGGGCACCAGGCAGGCUCUGCUGGCUGGAUGAUCACCCUGUGCCCAUCCCUCACCCUGCCAUUUAUUUAAGCCCCCAAAGGUGUCCUCCUGCCCUGGAAACCACCUGGACAGAAUCUCCAAUACAGACCUCUCUGUGUGUGGCAGGAACCUGGGGUCAAGCAUCCGGUCCCAUCUUCUUACCAGCUGUGUGCUAAGGCUUUUUCUAUCUUUCCUACCCUGUCCCCCAACAGAGAUAAGAACACAGGUAGCCCUGAGACAUGCUUUUCCUGGCUGGUGGUGACUUCUACCCCUGGAGCCUUCCCCUGCUCCCUACAGUAGCAGCCUCUCAGGUUAGAUCCAGCCCUGGAACUCAACAGGGUUGCCUGGGCCCUGCUCUACGCCUGCUUUUUUCCCUGCAUCCAGGUCUAUCUAUCGACCUGAAGCUGCAGCUGGCCCAAAAAGGACAAUAAAAUCUGCCACUUUUGCAUGA
Arvicola amphibius (Eurasian water vole) is the source of this 1591-nucleotide messenger RNA. It is a transcript of the gene Napa, whose product is annotated as NSF attachment protein alpha. The record is from RefSeq and is a predicted model, not a curated record. Gene Ontology annotation, molecular function: soluble NSF attachment protein activity; syntaxin binding. NCBI's taxonomy places the organism in Eukaryota, Metazoa, Chordata, Mammalia, Rodentia, Cricetidae. Gene Ontology annotation, cellular component: synaptobrevin 2-SNAP-25-syntaxin-1a complex; terminal bouton; vacuolar membrane. The transcript is spliced from 11 exons. The coding region runs from base 129 to 1016 and encodes 295 amino acids. Gene Ontology annotation, biological process: synaptic transmission, glutamatergic; regulation of synaptic vesicle priming; intracellular protein transport.